AUGCUUUCCAAGUCCUUCGCCUCCGGUUCUAAACCGGGAAGCGUUCCUGCAGGAGGUGUUCUCGUCCCGUCGAGCUCGCAUUUCACUAAUCCUAGGGUCAGUGCGGGGCCUGUCUUCCCGCCCUCACCGGUUGCUGGUUUUGGUCAGUACCGGUCCAGCCCAGAGAUCCCUGUGCAGUGGUACCCAGUAGGUUUCCACCAAGGGGUUGGGUUUACAGGCCAGGCGUCCGGUUUCCGGUCACCCUUUCCCCCGGGCUCUGGGUAUACGGGUUGCUGCGGGCAUUCAACCUUGGGUCGCAAAGGCCAGCCUGAGGAUGGUUCUGGUUACCAGAAGUAUCCCAGCAGUUACGGGCCUAGCCCGUACAUGUCUGGGUGUCCACCUGGUGGGUGUGGUGGUACAUCCGUGUCUUUUGGACAGGGUGGCAAGCCCCAAACUCAGGCGGGCCAUGUUGGCCAGCUCUGGGGUCACUCCCAGCCCGCGGGACUAUUCCCAUUCCCUCAGGGGUUUGGGUUGUACCCUAUGGGUUUUCCGUCGUGGAAUCCCUGGGGGUUGGUCUCCCUCUAG
Ylistrum balloti is the source of this 564-nucleotide messenger RNA. RefSeq lists its product as uncharacterized. The transcript has a single exon. The record is from RefSeq and is a predicted model, not a curated record. NCBI's taxonomy places the organism in Eukaryota, Metazoa, Mollusca, Bivalvia, Pectinida, Pectinidae. Bases 1 to 564 code for a protein of 187 amino acids.